This is a messenger RNA of Daldinia vernicosa, 4200 nucleotides long. RefSeq lists its product as uncharacterized. The coding region runs from base 220 to 4014 and encodes 1264 amino acids. NCBI's taxonomy places the organism in Eukaryota, Fungi, Ascomycota, Sordariomycetes, Xylariales, Hypoxylaceae. The record is from RefSeq and is a predicted model, not a curated record. The transcript is spliced from 2 exons. Gene Ontology annotation, molecular function: protein heterodimerization activity.
UUCCCCUUGAGAACUCACCAUUGACAUCUCAUCUUAUUAUAGCGCUUACCGCUCGAUAAUUCAACUAUUGUGUCUUAAGCCGCUAGGGCCUUCUUUGCAGACAGCGAGUCUGCAGCUCUUCAUUUCAACCUGUCGCCACAUCCUAGUCAAGGCGACCUCCCGGGGUCUGCCGUUACAACGGACAUUCCGAUUGAGACCUUCCAAUCACACGACUCCACCAUGUCGAGCUCUUCCUCAAUUGCUGUCACGAAUUCAUCGCGACAUCAUGUUCGUUCUAGGACACAGAGUAUUUCGAGCGACCGUCCCUCUACUGCUGGCCACAACCUGAUGUCUCCCCCUCUUUCUGUGUCGCCCGAGGCGGUGUUCAUCGCCGCGUCCGCCGCUUCGCAAAUCGUCACUAAUGAUCAUGACAGCCAUUCCGAAAUAUGGUACGAUCAGAUGGGAAUUGGGCCUUCGGAAGAGACUGCCUUAGUUUCCCCAGGCGCGCUCCAGCUCGCCAACAAUUUUGUCGAUCAGCUCUUGUUCAACAUAAUCUCUGUCGCAAAGUCCACUUCGCUAUCGGCGCUGCGGCCGGCCGUUAGCGAAGUACUAAAACCGAAACUUGCUAAAGAUGCUAUUAACAACGCUGACGAAGAGCUUCGAGAAUACCUAGGUGGCGGCGAAAUUGAUGAUUUAGUACAAUCUCCAAAUACUGAGGCGCCUGUCGAUUGGGAUUUGGAGCUGGUAUGGAAAAGAACGAGACUACGAUGUAUGGUUUAUUCGUCUUUGGGUGAUAUGGAAGAAGAAGAUGAAGACUACUAUAUGGAACAAGAACAUCUCAGAGGCGAGUCGGAUGACAUUAUGUCCGAUGUUGUAUCCCCGGCAGUUGCUAUCUUCUUGACCUCGAUUGUGGAAUUCAUGGGUGAGCAGGUUCUCGUCAUAGCCGGACAAGCGGCCUUUAACCGAUUACGCGUCAAGUGCGAGAAAGAGUUGAAAGAAGGGACGCGAGCACGCGGUGAAUUAUUUGAACGUCUUGUUGUUGAGGAAUUAGACAUGGAGCGUGUUGCGUUGGAUCGAACUCUCGGCCGACUUUGGCGUGCUUGGAAGAAGAAAAUUCGGUCACCCGGAGAGCCUAACUAUUCUCGUCCUUUCUCGCGUAGUUCUUCAAGUACUUCGGGGGUGGCCAACCAGCGACGUGGGAGCGCCGCGACAGACCACGUGCAGUUGCUUCGGACACCUAGAGAUUCGGAUCCUGCACUUGGUGUGCAGGAAGAGCAAGACGGUGAGACGGCCGGCGAGAAGGCCGGCGAGAAAGCCGAUCAGAAGUCCGGCCCGAAGUCAAUUCCGAAACCGGAUCCAGCUGAAGUGCCUUUGCCGGACAGCGAUGUUGAGGCUAUAUAUAGCGAUGAGGAAAGUGAGGAGGAAAAUGACUUUGGCCGGCCAAAGAGUUUAAUCUUAUUGUCUUCGUCAACAAAGGAUAGGCUAGCGUCUCUUCGAGCUUCGCUGGAAAACUCAUCAAUUCGGCGUGUACGGUCUCUUCCUUCUCGGAAACGCCCCCGAUAUCCCUCCACUCCGGGCGCUAGCCGUCGAAUCGAAACUCCGCCUCACAAAGAUACAAGCAAAGAUAAGGCGGAGACAAUGGAUGGCGUUUCUACAAAGGAUAUCGGACAUGACAACAUUAAUGAGAACGGGCAACCUAACCAGACGCUGGGGCAAAAAGCUAUUUCAGAUGGGCUAAUUCCAGUAGUCAAUAACGACAUUACACCUGCGAUAUCAAGGAGGGCCAGCAGCAUUGUCCCACUAACCGAAAUUGAAGAGGACGAAAUUGAGGAGUUUACCGAAGAGCCAAAAAUAUUGACCUCAUCAAGAAUAUCCAUUGGAGGAAGAAGUUCCUCUCCUUCUACCUCAGACUCUGGCAGGCCUACUCCUCUUAUGCCUGUAAGAACGAGCAGCAUACACUCGGUACGAAUUAUUGAGGUGCAGAGCCCUCGCAGCCCGACGGCCGGUUCGCGAACGAGUUCUAUGGAUUUCCAGGACCCCGCCUUGGUUGCUCGUAGAAUCUCUACUCCUCCUAUUGUUGAGGAAAAUGAUUCGGGGGCGACACCUGAAAAGAAGCAUGCCGUUAUCCUUCAGAGGUCAUUUGACGAUUCUCAGGAGACCAGUUCUGGGGCAGUCCAACCUGCCCGGAAUCCCAGUCCUUUGAGAAGCGUCCACUCUCAAGAAGUAUAUGAACUUGCAGCGACCACCACCACCACCACAAAGGUGUCGAUUCUGAGCGGCCCCACAACAGAACCGCCUUUGGAGGAAAAGCCUGUGGCUCCCUUAAAAUCGUCGAGGAAUAUGCCAAUGCCAACGCUGCUCGAGAGGAGCACAAGCCGACCCAUUUAUGGACGGUCGAGUUCCAACGAUACUGCGUCAAAUAUACCUGCCCGGCGUGGUACGCCAGAAUCACCAAAGAUGCCGCGCUCUAUGCCAAGCGACUCGCCUUCUUCGACGUCUGCUAAAUUCAAAGCGGUCCGUACCUCCGAAGACGGAAGCCCUCGGCGCUCCGAAGAUAGAGCUCGCGAUUUUGAGCAGUUAAUCCACAGUCAGGAAACCCUGCAGUAUACCCUCACGCCGGAAAACAUGCGGGAUAUUGACUCUAGUUCAUCUCAGCAUACCGGAAGUCCCAAACCUAAUAGGUUCCAAAGGAGCGAGGACACCAGGCAAACUGAGCGCUCACGAUCCUCGUCUAUUAAGAGGACCGCAUCCUUUACGAAACAGACUAAUCUCGGUUCCAAUCCUCUGGGUUCCCAUCCUCCUACGGACCUUCCUUUCGCCGGGAAAUUCUCCGAGGUGAUCUCGAAUGCACCCGCUUCUAUUCCACCGAAAAGCCGAUCAGGUAUGGCCGCGCAAGCGAGGGAGGCGCGAGUCGCUGGGGAAUCAUUGCAAGAUUUCGCCAAUUUUAUUCGAUCAACAGGGCCUCCUGGCGAGCGCACCGUUCAGCAUAGUAGAGGGCACGCGGCUUCGAUUUCAACUAUCCGGGGUCCCAGGGGUCCUACUCACGUGAAAAAGAGUGCGAGCAUCGAUAGCCGGCAGACCAGUUCAAGUAACCGAUCUCACUUCCAAGCUAGGGAUGCUACGGUUAACCUCGGUAGCGAAAACUCGGAUCUUAUUGAUUUUAUUCGACGAGGACCGCCAAGCACCAAUGCAAAUAACCCCCGGAUUCCUCGUCACGUUGCCCCGUUCAGGAGUACCAUGGACUCAGACCAAUUGCAGAUGGCCGGUGCUGUGGGAGGCAAGGCGAUCGAUGCGGUGAUUCCGAAUAUUCGAAAUAGCGAGACAUCAACGAAUGUUACGGAGGCUUCAGCUCCGUCGUCGAUGAAUUCCCAAAGCGCACUCUUGAGCAAAAUGAACAAGGCACAGCAAUACUCUGGCAAUAACUUUGAUGAUGAUGAUAUGAUACCGAAGCGGACACAACGACGAGUCCGUGAUCCUUAUGCUAUUGAUUUUAGCGACGAGGAAGACGAAGAAUUAGAUAUAAUGCCGCAACCAAAACCGAAGAAGGAAGAAAGCUUGAUCGAUUUCCUCAACAGUUACCCCCCUCCUCCUGAACCAAUGCCUCAACCCGUUGCUAUCCCAAAGAAAAAGUCCAGCGCGCCAAACUUGAUCGCACGUCUAAGAUCGGGCGGGGGCUCUAUCAGAUCAGCUUCAAACCCUAGAGGGUUUGGGGCUGAUUCAAGGUCCCUCAGUAGUCGAGCUGGCACUAGCAGGGGCUAUACACCUAUCGUCAUCCCAACCUCGGCAGACACGUUUGGGAGCAAUCCCAGACCACCACCAACCGCUCCCAGCAGCUCGAUGGGUCGUGUUCCGAUGAAGAAAUUCGAAGCACGGGAUGCCGUUUCUGCUAACACUCAUACGUCGGACCUCGCUAGUUUCCUACGCGAUUCCGAGCCACCACCACAGCCUGUGAUAUCGCAUCCUGCCCAGAACGAAAGUAAGAGCAGUGGAUUCUCUCGGAUGUUUGAACGCCGCAAGAAGUCUACCGCAUAUUAAUCAAAUUUAACUUUACAUUGGAAUCUUUCGUGUAUAAACUUGGUAUUUCAUUUCAAAACAUCGGGCGCUUCCUACGGAAUAUAGAGCUGGGAUGAAGGGCGGUAUGCUUGAAAAUUAUAUUCUACAAUGGCGGAAUCACUGUCCGAUUUUGUUACGGAUAUCUUAGGCGUAUAUCUGCCAUGGACA